UUAUAUUUCUUACAUUAGUAUUUAGAAAUAUAGCUUACAAGAUCUCUUUAAUGAAUUUCUUCUACCAAUCCGUUAUGUUCUCACAUUACUUCAUACUUAGUCUCAUCACAAAUGAUUUCUGAUGUCAUUGGAAUUCGUGUAAAUAUUGCUCCUAAUUUCUAGUAUUACAAUAAACUAAAGCAAGAAAAUAGAUUGGCAAAACAGCCAGUAGUGCAACUGAGUGCAGUUCAGUGCAAUUUAGGCGCUUUGCAUGAUAACCGGCUGAUGGACGCUGUACUCCACGAAAUUCUCUAAAAAGAUUCGGCUUUCAAUGUCCUAACGUGAAGAGAAGCCUGCCUGUUAUCAGUAUUUAUGGCGUCAAGUGAUAGUGUUGCACCACCAGGCGCAGGACCUGGUGCAGUACCUGGUGCAGUCCCUAGUGCAGUGCCUGGUACAGUACCAGGAUUUCCACCAGCAGCACCUAAUAUGGCAUCAAGUUUUGUGCCACCGAUGAUGCCUGGAACACCUUUUAUUCCACCACCAGGAUUGCCACCAGGUCCUCCAGGAAUGAUGCCACCACAAUUCUCUAUUCCUCCACCAGGGUUUGGAUUUCCUAUGGGUGCAGCACCACCUCCGGAAGCUGGUGUUAUAGCAGCACCACCUCAAAUCACAGCUCCUAGUAUACCACCACCUGCCCCAACUCCAUCAGAAACAGGGUCAAUCACACCAACAUCAUCAACCGAAAAAAAGACGGACUGGUCUGAGCACAAGGCUCCAGAUGGUCGAACUUAUUAUUACAACAGUAGUACAAAACAGUCUCUCUGGGAGAAGCCUGAUGAUUUAAAGACUCCUAGUGAACUGCUUCUAUCACAAUGCCCAUGGAAGGAGUAUAAAUCUGAGAAUGGCAAAGUAUACUAUCAUAAUGUGACUACUAAGGAAUCACGAUGGACAAUUCCACCAGAAUUAGAGGAAUUAAAAUCGAGGAUUGCAGCAGAGGAAGCUGCAGCAGCUGCUGCAGCUGCAGUUGCUAGUGCAACGAAUACAGGCAUAACGCCAGGAACAAUGCAGCAUAUGUCGCCAAACGUAGUAACAAUCUUUCAGGUAAGUACACCAGAACCUGGAGGGAAAUCUGCGAUAGAACAAGCUAUGGCUGCUACAUUAGCUGCAAUAAACAUUCCCACGCCUCCUUCAAAACCCGAUGAUGAUAGUAAUUCGGCAAAAGGUUCAGCAAACGGUAGCAGGACAAGCACACCCGAGCCUAAAAUGCAGUUUAAAGAUAAAAAAGAAGCAAUAGAAGCUUUCAAAGAACUGCUCAAGGAACGCGAUGUACCCUCAAAUGCAACCUGGGAGCAGGCUGUCAAAAUGAUACAGAACGACCCUCGUUAUCCACAAAUGAAAAAAUUGAAUGAACGCAAGCAAGCAUUCAAUGCAUACAAGACUCAAAAGUUAAAAGAAGAACGUGAGCAAGAGAGACUCCGGUUGAAGAAGGCGAAAGAGGACCUAGAGCAGUUUCUCCUAGAAAAUGAGAGAAUGACCAGUACGACGAAAUAUUAUAAGUGCGAGGAGAUGUACGGCACCCUGGAACUCUGGCGUGCUGUGGGUGAUUCCGAUAGACGUGAUAUUUACGAGGACGUAAUAUUUAACCUAGCCAAACGAGAAAAGGAGGAAGCCAAACUUCUGAAAAAGAGAAAUACGAAACGUCUAGCCCAAGUUCUUGAUACUAUGACAGAUGUCACUUACAGAACAACAUGGCAAGAGGCUCAGGCUUUACUCUUGCAACACUCAUCCUUUGCAGAAGAUGCUGAUCUAUUAGAGAUGGACAAAGAAGACGCGUUGCUCGUCUUCGAAAAUCAUAUUAGGCAAUUGGAAAAGGAUGAAGAAGAAGAAAAAGAACGGGAAAAGAAACGCAGGAAACGACAAGAGAGAAAGAAUCGUGAUGGUUUCAUAAGUCUUCUCGAUGAACUACAUGAACAGGGCAAACUGACAUCAAUGUCCUUAUGGGUAGAACUUUACCCAAUGCUAUCAGCUGAUCUUAGGUUCUCAGCAAUGCUUGGUCAAGCUGGCUCAACUCCAUUGGAUCUUUUUAAGUUUUAUGUGGAAGACCUGAAGUCUCGCUUCCACGACGAGAAAAAGAUAAUUCGUGAGAUUCUGAAAGAUAAGAACUUCGAGGUUCAAGUCAAUACAACAUUUGAAGAGUUUGCCACAGUGGUAUGUGAGGACAGGAAGUCUGCUACCCUGGAUGCUGGAAAUGUCAAGCUCACCUACAAUCUACUCCUGGAAAAAGCUGAGGCGCGCGAGAAGGAGCGUGUCAAAGAAGAGACCAGAAAGUUUAAGAAGCUUGAAACUGGCUUUAAAAAUCUCCUGAAGACCUUGGAUGUGGAUUAUCAGAUGAACUGGGAAGAUGCCCGCGCGAAGAUCGAAGAGGAACCAGACUUCAAGGCUAUCACGUUGGAGAGUGAACGGGUCAGAAUCUUCAAGGAGUAUCAGCAUGAGCUGGAAGAGAGCUGCAGUCAUCAUCAUAUAAGAAGUAAGAAGAAGAAGACAAAGAAGACCAAAAGAAGAUCGCGUUCAAGAUCUCACAGUCAAGAAUCCGAGGGAAGUGACAAGGGUGUCAAAAAGAAACGUCAUAAGUCCAGGUCAGCUAGUCCUGGACCAAGUAAAUCGGACAGUUCGGAAUCAGAUUGUAGAAAAUCAAAGAGAAAGAAGAGCAAGAAGAAACGUGGUCGCAGCCAUUCUCGCUCACACUCCAGACUACCAUCAUCAGAAGACUCUCCAGAGCGAAAAAGAAAAGAGGAAAAACACAGAAGACCCUCAGCUCACAGCGAAGGUUCAGUCACAGAAGCAGUGGAGCAUCAUGAGCUGUCAGAGGACGAAUUGGAAAAGCAAAGGGCACAGCUUCUUCGAGAGCUGCAAAUGCAACAAGAAGAAAAUUGAUAUGACAUAAGAGACACAAAGAAAAACAAGCACAGAUUAAACUGGCUAAAAAGAAUGUUAAAAUCCAAACCGUCUCAGGUUAUUUACAUUCUGUGGUGCGAAUGAAUGCAAAUAAAUAGGGAGUAAAUGACAGUAAAAAAAUACUCACUCCAUAACACCAAAUGCCAUGCUAAAAAUUAUAAAACAAAACCUCGAAGAAAAAUUAAAAACCACAAUAAGAAAAA
Cephus cinctus (wheat stem sawfly) is the source of this 3137-nucleotide messenger RNA. It is a transcript of the gene Prp40, whose product is annotated as pre-mRNA-processing factor 40 homolog A. The record is from RefSeq and is a predicted model, not a curated record. Gene Ontology annotation, molecular function: RNA binding; protein binding. Gene Ontology annotation, cellular component: U2-type prespliceosome; U1 snRNP. Gene Ontology annotation, biological process: mRNA cis splicing, via spliceosome. The transcript has 8 exons. NCBI's taxonomy places the organism in Eukaryota, Metazoa, Arthropoda, Insecta, Hymenoptera, Cephidae. Bases 352 to 2913 code for a protein of 853 amino acids.